This is a messenger RNA of Rhineura floridana, 3100 nucleotides long. It is a transcript of the gene TAF1C, whose product is annotated as TATA-box binding protein associated factor, RNA polymerase I subunit C. Gene Ontology annotation, cellular component: fibrillar center. Bases 115 to 2874 code for a protein of 919 amino acids. The transcript is spliced from 14 exons. The record is from RefSeq and is a predicted model, not a curated record. Gene Ontology annotation, biological process: transcription by RNA polymerase I. NCBI's taxonomy places the organism in Eukaryota, Metazoa, Chordata, Lepidosauria, Squamata, Rhineuridae. Gene Ontology annotation, molecular function: RNA polymerase I core promoter sequence-specific DNA binding.
GCCGCCUCCUCCUCCUCCGGCGCGGCCUUCGCGUAGCUUCCGAGGGCGCCUGGGCUUGGCUGCCGAGGCCGUGAGUUCGAUCCCGGCGAGGGCGGCGUCCGCGCAGGAUCCGCCAUGGCGGCCUCUCCGGGCCCCCUCUUCCCCAGCUACUUCCGCGCCGGGCCCCCAAGCGGCACAGCCUCCCGCUGCAGUUCGCUAGUGGCAGGCUGGGGCCGGUGCGGGCCGGUGCGGGCCGAUCCCGAGGUGCCGGCGGGGCAGGCCGCGACAAGGUUCGUGCCCCGCCACAGGGCGAGGGCCCGGGAGAGCUGGUCGCCCGACGAGGCUGCCCCGCUGCCCCUGAAGCCGCCCAACGCCGGCUGCAGAGUGCCAUCCGUGGCCCCUCAAGACAUUCUUUACGUAGGGCUGAUACAGCGGAUCAUGGAAGCGACCAACACUGGUGCGCAGGCUGCCCUGGACUUCACAGAACAGCUAGGCGCCUUCUUUGUGGACUACCCCCAAGUGGCCUUUGGCGCCAUGGGCCCCUUGCUCCAGGACAACUUCUACCUAGGAGAUUCACAAGUCCCGAGAAAAAAAUGGGACCACGUCUGCCGUGUGACCUCCCUUUUCAGACACCUUGAUGCCAUUGGUGCCAGGAGCUGCCCCUGUCUCCAUGCCAAGCAGCAUCUGCGCAGGGUUGCCCAUCUGUGCCGGGACUGGCUGUUUGAGCUGCCCCUGGAGCUGAUCGCUGAGUGGGUGCACGAUGACCUGGCCGAGCAGUGGAGGCGCUUUUCAUUUGAUGAGACCCCAACGGGGGGGGCUUUGGCAUGGCUGCCCAGAGAGGGUAGCAGGGAGCCCACGGGCAGUGGCUGCCUAGUGUACCCAGCUGGCGAGGCCAUGAACCAGCUCUGCUUCCAGGAUGUGACUCUGGUGCCCACCGCCACCGGCUCCCUCAGGCCUCAAACCUCCAGCCGCCCUGCUCAGUUUGAGCUCAAUGGUGUGGUCCAGCAAGUGGCAGUCGCGCACGUGGACGGUAGUGACUUCAUUGGGGUGCGCUCGGAGUAUCACUGUGCAGCAUGGAGGAUGCCGCGUGGUGCGUCCCCUGCCCCCCUCCAGGUUGUCCGCACAGAUACCCCCUGCUCCUCUAUCGCAGUCAGCCCCCACAUGCCUGGCGAACUUUCCCUUUGCACUUUCAGUGGAGCCCUUUAUGCCUGGAAUGUGGAGACAGGACUUCAGCGGCUGCACCAGGACAGCGAGACCAUGUUUUUCCGAGACGCUUCGCCUUGGCAUUGGAGCGAGUUUACCGCCCACCCGCGGGUCCUCAGUUUCGCUGACCGUACCGGCUUGAUGGGCAUUGACCAGAGGGUGCCCUCUCGGCUCCAUAUUGAGCUCUUCAAGGUGCGGGGUGAAGCGGAGUGCCAGCGUGGGGAGCGCCUGGUCCUCUCCAAAUACUUGGGCCAGGCUGAGCCGUACCACCACCUUGUUGCCACUCAGUUCUCGAUGUACGUGCUGGACGAACGCUUCCCACUUGUGCCUGUCCUCAGCUGGGAGCACAUGAUGCAGAGGCCACCCAUCUAUGCCCAUCUCACGCCAGCCGGGGUGCCACAGCGCAGCCACAAGGUGCUCCUGAGUGCCCACCGCUCGCAGGAACUGUUGCUGCUGCAGUACACAGGUGGUGUUGGCACCCCUUGCCAGCUCUGGGGUCCCCCACAGAAGCUCUCUUCCAUCAGUGACAGCCUGCCCCACUUCCCUGUCCAAGUGCCCAGCCGGCAUGAGGCUCUGCGCCAGCGUCUCACCAAGCCCACUGCUGGCAUUGCAGCUGCCCUUGGCCAGCAGGGGCAGAGCCAGACCCUGCUCAUUUUCCAGCUUUCUGAGGCCGGAGACCUCUUCUACCAGCCCUUGCGCCACCAGGUUUUGGGCUUGUCCAGUGAGGAGCGAGGAGAGGAGGACCGGUGGGGGCCAGAGCCAGAUGCCUCGCGUGAGGACAGUGUCGCUGGAGACCCUGAAGGGGCCAUGCUCCGCAAAGGUCCUCCUCUUCCACAUCCAGUGCCCGCCACAACCCCUGGCUUUGCCAGCAGUUACCAGCGCUGGCUCAAGGCCUUUGUCAGGGCCUGGAAACAGCUGCCCACUCAAGAGCAGGGCCGGCCCCAGCCCUCCGCCACCGUCAGCCAGCACCAUCUCUUCAAUUUCCGGCAGUUGCGGGAGCAGGCUGGGGAGACCGCCCUCUGCAGAGAGGCCCGCCAGCGCCUGCAGAAAGCCAUGCAGGAGAAGCGGCUCCUGUGCCCCUGGCCCCCGGGUGAGGCUCCUGUGCCUCUGGCCCUAGAGCCCCAGGCACUACCAGGCGAGCUCGGGGAGCGGCUGGCCGCUUCCUGGGCAGGCAACUGGGCCGGCUGGUGGGAGGAGAAGCUGGGCUUGACCCAGGCCCAGAAGCAGCAGGCGGUGAGGGAGCAGCGCCGUAGGCGCAAGAGGGCCUGGGGCACCCGCAGCCUCUCGGGCAGCUUCACGUCUUCUGCCAGCUACCAGACAGACCAGAGUGACUUCUCUGUGUGGACAGGCAGUAGCCAAGGCUCUGCUAUGGACACGGACAGUCUGCACCCUGCGGCCUCGCCCUGUCCUCCCAAGGAGCCUGGUAGCCCCCCGGGCCCCUGCCCCCCACCUGCUUCCCAAGAGCCCCAGGCGGACUCCCAGGACUCCUCCCAGCUGCUCUCCUCCCAGGCGCUCUCUGCUUGCGGGAUUCCCGCAGAGCGCCGCCAGACCCUCCGCAACUACCUUGCCAUUUUUGAGGAGCCCCUGGAGGACCUGCCUCUGAGCCAGGGGUCCAGCCGAGCCAGUCAGCGCUACCUCCCCUCCUCUCAGGGCUCUCAGAGGGCCCCCAAACGGUCCCGCAUGGGCUUCUGACACCCCCUCGCCCGCCUGCCCGCCCCCUCAGGGCCGGGGCGGGCGUGUUCGGCGCCCCCCUGCAAGUUAUAAAUCAGCGCCUUUACCUUUUAUAAUUGUUUUUUGUUCAUUUUUCAAUUCAAAUGUUAUAAAAAAUGUAACAAGGCAAAUAAGGACAAAUAAGAAAAUUAUUAUGGAAUAGGAAAAUAUUUUGUGUGAAUAGUAAAAUAAAGUAAAAAGAAAACGA